GUUUAGUCGCACCCAUGAUCAUAUUUGAUCCCCAACAUGAAGACGUUUCUUCUCCUAAGCUAAAUUUUAUAUCUCCACUUAACUCCCGAAUUCGAAAUUUCCUCACAAUCUUUUGUUGCGGUUUUAUUCGGGGGAAUGUGCGCUCAAAUCGAACAUGGAAUGCCCACAAGCUGCUCGACAGAAUGCUUUUUUUGUAAAUGGGCCUCUCUCUCUAUAUAUCCAAGCCUUGUCACGUGUCUCUCACGUGAUAGCUCUUCUUCUAAUAACUACCAUCCCACUUCUAUUUUUUUUCCCUCCUCGUCGGCUCUUCUCUCGAAAACAAGAAAAGAAAAAAUAGCAGCAAGAAAGCUUUUGAGAAUCACAUGGCGACUCCCUUCGUCUUUGAAGACGAUGAUGAGGAAGCUAAACAAAUCCAACAACUCUCUGCAGAUUACAUCGCUCAAGGAGAUCACAUCAAGGCCCUGGAGGUCAUCGAAACUUGGAUUUCUUCUGCUCAUAAGAAGAAGAAGAAGGUCCUAGACUUUUUCUCUUUCCAGGAAGGCAAAAUCUUCUACAAACAGGCCAAGAUAGCAGAGAACAGCGAUGUGAAACUCGCGUUUCUAUUUGCCUCCGCGGAAUGCUUUUCGGCAAACGAGGGGUUCUCAUCGUUUUGUGCCGCUCCGCUCUUUGGUUUGGGCUGUUUGCUCGGAUCACCAUUGUACUUGAAGAAAUCCGUAGGUAAAGCAAAAGAGUAUCUGGCUGUUUUGGCGUCUUUUGAUGAAUUGAAUCGGCAAGAGGAGAAAAGUGUAAGAGACGUCAAGAGUAUACUCAAAGCUGCUGAGUCAAGGAUCGCUGCUGGCUCUCCUAGGGAUCCGGAAGUUACUGAAUCCAAGAAAAGUCCUCCUGAUCCGAGUAAGAUUGAGGUUGAAGGAUUGAGGUCGUUUUGGACUGGUUUGAAUGUUGAGAUCAAAAGGAAGUUUAUGGAAGUAAGGGUUGCGGAUUUUACCAGCUAUGUGCAGAGAUUCUAUGGCACAGAGGGACGAGCUGCUUUGGAAAAAGUUCUGGGUUCAGCAGUGAAUAACAAAAAAUGGAGGGUUUGGGUAUGUCGAGCUUGUUCGAAAGAGUUCUUACCCCUUAAAAAGUUUAAGAAUCAUCUUGAAAAAGAACAUGCCGCAAAGUUUAAGCCUUCUAAGGCAGAGCAUAUGGCUCAGAUGGUGGAUGAAGUGUGGGCUGGUAUGAUAACAGUUGCUGGCUGGGAGCCAGUGGAUACAGCUGCUGCUGCUGAAAUGAUCAAGACUCGGCUUGAAUUUGUGCAAGCGUUUGUAUAUGAGAAUGGAUGGUCCAGAGACUGGCCAUUAGCUACAGAUGAAGAGCGCAGCAAGUUACUCCAGGAGAUUCGGUUGCUGCUUGUGUUGUUUUGUGAGCGUAAGAUCCUUUCUUGUGGCCUUCGAGACUGGAUGAUGCGUUUUCUGAUUAAGCAUCUUGCACGGUUUGAAGUUUCCAAGCAUACUUUGACUACAGAGUGUCGCCUAGUGGAAACACCUCAGAGCAUCUGCUUUUUGGAAAGAAGCGAACUCGAACAAAUUCUAGACCUUCUCAAACUCAUCAAGUGUGAAAGGGAAGAUGGCAAAGAGAUAAUUUGCAGAGCAGUGGACAGUUUCUACAGUGGUACUCGUGUUAAAGAAAACAUAGACUUCGACAAGCAGUUUUCAUCUCUGCUUCUGGAUAAGAGACUGCUGCGAUGUGAGAUUGCUCAAUUCGAUGAUGAAGGGACUGUCAGUUUCUUGAACGCCAGUGAUCACUACGCCAAGGCACAUGCCCGUGGAGAUGAUAUACUAUCUUGGUUAGCGGAUCACUCCUCUGCAGAUGAGAGAUUUCGAUUCCCAAGACCUGUGAGGACACACAAUCUAGAUAUUUGGGUGGCUGUUUUGAGAGCCGUUCAGUACACUUGUAGGACUUUGGGAACCAAAUAUGCAAAGAAACUGCAGAUGCUUGGUUAUGAUGCAAGUCUUGUUGACGCCAUAAACUUGUGUGUAAGCGAAAAUAAAAAGAGAAGGAGUGUUCCGGAACAUCAAUGCAACAAAUAUGCAUCUAUUCUAGGCGAUGAAUGUGAAAGAAAGCAUUUAGCUAUAGAUUCUCUCAGUACACGCCUAUUCUUGUGUUCAGUACGAGAUGCUCUUGAAGAAGCACCGCAUCCGACAUUUGAUUUCCCAGAUUUAGAAGAUUGCCUGAAGCGUAUACACAGGCAUACAAAUCUCAGCGAUGAUAUAGUCCUCAACUCCAUAGACCGUCUGAGAUCAUUGGUCGCUGAUAAGGUUGCGCUAGUCGAUACAAAGAUGUUGCUGGUUGAGAAUUCAAGGAUUAGUUUGUUCAACGACCUCAUCAGACUUUCUGGUUUUGACUAUCGCUCUUACAUCCUUCGACCACUUAAAGAAUUCUUGCUGGAGGUAAUAAACGUAGCUGCAGCAGAAGCAGAUCUUCUACUCGAGGAGGAAAAGAAGCCACAGUCAAAGAAGAAGAAACAUAGAAGCAAUAAGGUCCUUGAUAAGACUGUUGAACCUGAACAUUCUUUCAACCUUGAUCUCCAAGCUACAUCUCCAUCACUACAAACGACGGAAAAAGAUUCUAUGGAAAUUCCAUCCAACACUGUGGAUGCAGAGGAAGCUGCUCAAGGUAUGCAAAACAUGCCUGGAGAAGAGUCAGUCCUUAGAGAAGCUGCAGCCAGAUGCAACUCAGCUCUUGACAUAACUCUGAAGGCGCUCUUGAACAUUAAGGUCCUGAAAGAGGAUUUAAUGCAAAAUGAGAAACCAUUUCGUGACGACUUGGAAAAACAAGUUCCUGAGCUACUCCACAGCUAUCUCCUGAGCGAUUUACUUACUUCCAAAGAAGUUAUUUCCAUGUCAAGUGAUGCUGCUGAGAUAGUCGUAUCCAUCCUUGAGUCUUGGCAUAGCUGUAAACGUCAAGAAAUAGAAAGCUUAGUAACUCGCCUCUUUACACUGGAAGAAUAUGAAAGAAUGAGUUGUAGCAGAUGCAGGCAGAAGCCCAAUUAUCCAGAGCAAAGUUCUUAUGGAAUCGUUAUGGCUGCAGAUUCAAUCAGAGACCUCAAGUGUGCUUUUGGGAAUAUAAAGUUUGAGGACAUCGUUAAAGUAAUUCGCAUGGAAGAUAAAAUGUUAUGUGACCUUAAAACAGGAGGCUGUGGAAAGGCAAACUUUGUUCAUCACAUUAUUAGUAGAUGCCCGCCUAUAUUCACAGUCGUGCUGGAGUGGGAGAAGCAUGAAACGGAAAAAGAGAUAUCUGAAACAACAAAGGCUUUGGACUGGGAGAUAGAUAUGAGCAGGCUAUACGAAGGCGUAGAAUCAAGCACCAAGUACCGGCUUGUGUCAUUGGUUGGUUGUGGUGAAGACAAAGAACACAUCUGCCUAGCAUAUGAGAAAGACAGGUGGGUCGGUGUCAGACAUGAUGCUCUUACAGAAGAGGCUGUUGGCAACUGGGAGAGUGUGAUCAGAUUCUGUGGGGAAAGGAAGGUUCGGCCUAAGAUUCUGUUUUAUGAAGCCGCCCACAAAUCGAUGGUUUAGCAAAUGUAACGGAAUGGCAUAUUCCAAUUUAGAAACAGUGUGUUCGUCAUCUGAUUAAAGCAUAAUUGAUAUUCAUGUCAGUGAAGUAUAACAGAUUUGGUUCACCAUUUCAGCCAUCCCUAGUGUACGUGUAUAAAUACUAUUCAGACCCAACAAAUGGUAAAAACGAAGCUUCCAUUAAAGAAAAUGAACAAAUUAGGUUGUAUGUGAACAAGAUCUUGCAAAAGACGAAGCAGUUUCCUUUGUGUUUGUUGAGUUGAAUUUGUAAACUUGAUUGGU
Molecule: messenger RNA, 3833 nt
Organism: Brassica oleracea var. oleracea
Lineage: Eukaryota; Viridiplantae; Streptophyta; Magnoliopsida; Brassicales; Brassicaceae
Exons: 11
Coding region: 363-3554 (1063 amino acids)
Biological process (GO): protein deubiquitination
Molecular function (GO): cysteine-type deubiquitinase activity
Source: RefSeq, a predicted model, not a curated record